CAGUCAUUCUUUUUUAGUAGUAGGAUUUAAUCAUAUCGCGCAUUUCCAACAACCCAAGGUCAUGGCCGACGUCAGCGUCGACUGGGAUGGGAUCUUCAACAAGGUGUGGCCGUCGCUGCAAGAGGAAGGAUGGGGGGCAUCAACCCACGAAGACAUGCCGUCGUUCUACUUCUCCCCGGAUGUCACGUUCCUCACGUUCGAGGUGAACGUGACCAUCCUUCCAACUAAACGCGACUUGCUUCGCCGUGUGCUGGCGGUGCACGCAUCGGAAGACUCCCCCAUGGCCGCAAGUCACGAGAUGCUGUGGGAUCUGGUGUGGGCAUCUCUGGAGACCUCUAAGUGCGCGUCCACCAUGACCUUGCGCAACGUGGUCGUGUACUACUCCACCGCAGUCUCGGUGUUCGACCUCGAGUUGCACAAGACCAUGUUCGAAUCGAAACGAGCGGCCGUCCUCCAGCUCUUGGGCAUCCUCCCUCCUGAAACGUCAAAGCAGCAGGCGUCGCCUGAGAAGCCACCCGCAACGAUGGAGCCGACGACACUUGGUCGCAGAAAGCGAGGCCGGCCUCGACUGCACAUGGACGCCCCGUCAUGUUCCGCAGCCGACUGCACUAACUUGGCCGUACGUAAGGGCGUGUGCUACCGCCACCGCCUCUCCCAAACACCCGGCAAUUCCCUAGCGAACCCCGUCAACCCGUCACUAAUCGAUGUCGUCGAAUCCAGCGGCAGUGCCAAGCGACGAAACAAAGGUCACAAGAGUGAGUUGGGUCCACGGCAACAUGGUGCUCGACGCGACCGGGCGGACCAGCCGCCUCAAGAGCACGACGUCAUCGAACUCUUGGACGACAGCAGCAACGGCGACGACGACGACCAAGUUGCCGCCAAAUCCAAGCAGAAGGAGCGACGCACCCGACAGGCUCAGUGUGUUGUCCCGAGGGUUGCGUCUUUUAAGCGAAAAGGGCUGCAUGAGAAAACCACGUCGCAGGCUGGGAGUGGCAAGAUCAAAACACACCGACGACAUGACAAGUGACUCUGUCGCAUACACACAACGCCAUGCGUUCGGGGGGCGUUGAUACUGCGCAUGGGAAUAUCGAAGGCCUUGUUUUUUCGUGAUUAAUACUAUAUAUAGAUGAUAUAUUACUAUA
Messenger RNA from Aphanomyces astaci, 1142 nucleotides. RefSeq lists its product as hypothetical. The record is from RefSeq and is a predicted model, not a curated record. The coding region runs from base 62 to 1027 and encodes 321 amino acids. The transcript has a single exon. NCBI's taxonomy places the organism in Eukaryota, Oomycota, Saprolegniomycetes, Saprolegniales, Verrucalvaceae.